GUGAGACAACAUGGCUGCUAAACAACCCGGUGAAGACGAGCGCUCCGAGGACCAGCGGGGGGGAUUCCUGGUGAGGCUCAGGGAGUUCAAACCAAAGGAGGUUUUCACUUGGCAGCUCGCCAAAACGCUGGCAAUGGGUCAGGGUUUGGCCGGGCUCAUCUGUGGUACCGCGGUCUCCUCUCAGUACCUGGCCGCAGAGUUUCACCUGAACGCGCCAAUGCUGCAGAGCUUCCUGAACUACACGCUGCUGUGCGCCACCUACACCAGCAUGAUGAUCUGCAGGAGAGGGGAUGGAAAUAUCUUGCAGAUCCUUAAGAGAAGAUGGUGGAGGUACUUACUGCUGGGUCUGGUGGAUGUGGAGGCCAACUACACCGUGGUCAAAGCCUAUCAGUACACCACCCUCACCAGCGUCCAGUUGCUGGACUGCUUUAUCAUCCCGGUCCUAAUGAUUCUGUCCUGGUGGAUCCUGAAGACCCGGUACAGACUGACCCACUAUGUGGCCGUCUGCCUCUGUCUGCUGGGAGUCGGGGCCAUGGUGGGCGCCGACCUGCUGGCUGGAAGAGACCAGGGCUCCACCUCCAACAUCUUAUUAGGAGACGGUUUGGUUCUGCUCAGUGCUGCUUUGUACGCGGUGUCCAAUGUGUCUCAGGAGUACACAGUAAAGAACCUGAGCAGAGUGGAGUUCCUGGGGAUGAUUGGCCUGUUUGGGACCGUCAUUAGCACCGUCCAGAUGGUCAUCCUGGAGCGUAAUGAGUUGUCCAAUAUUAUCUGGAGCUGGCAAGUUGGGCUUCUGCUUGCUGCAUAUGCUCUGUGCAUGUACGCUCUGUACAGCUUCAUGCCCAUAGUGGUGAAGAUGAGCAGUGCCACCUCUGUCAAUCUCUCGCUGCUCACCGCCGACCUCUUCAGUCUCUUCUGCGGGAUCUUCCUCUUCCAGUACAACUUCUCUGGACUCUACCUGGUCUCUCUUGUGGUCAUCCUCCUCGGCUUCAUCAUUUUCAAUGCUGUACCGACGCCCACCGCCACUGCCACCUCUUCUUCCUCUUCUUCCUCUUCCUCAAUCUGUGAGGAAGGCUGCUAUGAGAAUCCUGGAGCGACUGAGGAUGACUCCAACAGAGAUGAAGAUCCAGGAAGGAUCCCCACUGAGGUGGAGGAGGAGGAUGAAGAGCGGCGAGCGGAUAAAACGGAUUCAUCACGAAGCUUUAGAGAGGAAACUGAUGGAGAUCGUACUGUUGAACACAGCAUUUAACACAUUUAUUUUACACAUUUAUUUAUUGAGUUUUCAUUCGUGUUAGUGUGCACUAAACCUCGUUUGGUUUG
This is a messenger RNA of Poecilia latipinna (sailfin molly), 1317 nucleotides long. Its product is annotated as solute carrier family 35 member F2-like. Gene Ontology annotation, cellular component: membrane. Gene Ontology annotation, biological process: transmembrane transport. The transcript is spliced from 8 exons. NCBI's taxonomy places the organism in Eukaryota, Metazoa, Chordata, Actinopteri, Cyprinodontiformes, Poeciliidae. Bases 11 to 1246 code for a protein of 411 amino acids. Gene Ontology annotation, molecular function: transmembrane transporter activity. The record is from RefSeq and is a predicted model, not a curated record.